Anopheles stephensi (Asian malaria mosquito) is the source of this 3940-nucleotide messenger RNA. RefSeq lists its product as uncharacterized. The record is from RefSeq and is a predicted model, not a curated record. The transcript has 2 exons. Gene Ontology annotation, molecular function: nucleic acid binding. Gene Ontology annotation, biological process: DNA integration. The coding region runs from base 1844 to 3901 and encodes 685 amino acids. Lineage: Eukaryota; Metazoa; Arthropoda; Insecta; Diptera; Culicidae.
UUUGUAUAGUUCAGGUUUAGGAUAGGCAUUAGUAUUAGUGUAAUAUUGUAACUAAAAUAGGAUAGAAUACAUUUGUAAUUUUAGUCUUAAGGUAAACCCCAAGCGAGUCACAGCAACGAUCCGAAAGAACCAGUAAAGCUAUCGAACAGUAUUAGUAAUUAGUGUUAGGCCAGUACCAGUGGUACGCAUCUAAAGAAUAAAAUACGGGCAGUCUUGUCACAGCGGUCAUCAGGAACACGCGAAUGUCGAUACCACAAAUUGGCGACGAGGAUAAAAAGUAUUUCAAAAGUCAAGUCAUGUCGAAGUCGAUAGGAAGUAUAGAACCCUACUUGAUGGGAGAAAAUAUAGAGAGCUACCUGAAAAGGCUCGAUAUUUUUAUGGAGAUUAGUGAUGUGGUAGAGAAAAAGAAGGCUAAAUAUAUGCUGUCGAUUGGUGGAGCGUCAUUGUAUGGAGUGGCGGAAAAAGUGUGUGCACCGGAGGAGCCAAGCAAAAUUGCAUACAGUGAACUUGUAAGAGUCAUAAAAAAACAUCUGAAACCGCAAGUGAAUGAGGUCGCGGAACGGUAUAAGUUCAGAUUGGUGUGCCAAAAAGAGAUGUCAAUGUCGGAUUUUAUCAUCGAGCUGAAGGCUGCGGCACAAUCUUGCACGUUUGGUGAGUUUUUGCAAUCCGCGCUGCGUGACCGGUUAGUGGCUGGUGUCAAUGACAUCGAACUCAGGAAGAGGCUCCUUACUGAGAAUAAACUGUUCUUCGACCAAGCGUGCGACAUAGCACAAACGUGGGAAGCGGCUCGACGCCUCGGCAAAGAUGAACAAUUGCCGAGCAGAAAACGAGAUAGCGGCAAUGAGGCGGGCAGCUUUCAGCAGAGGAAGUGAUAACGAAAGAGCGGUAACGUACGAUCGUAUGCGUAAUGACGCGCCAUGGAAACGAGCAGCCUAUAACGAGAGAGCCACGCCGAGCAGUACAGCGUGGAGCGGGAGAGAAACUAAGCCGUGUUUCCGAUGCGGUCGAUUACACAAUCCCGUUACGUGUCCUGUUUCGGGUCCUGAAAAACUGGUCCUGUUUCGAGUGCGGCAGAAAAGGACAUGUGUCAACCAAAUGUGCUCGUGGUCGAGGAAUGCGCAGUAUGGAACAAGCGGAGAACAAAAUGGAGUUGCCCUUAGCAACAGAAAGUGCGGAAUCAAGCUAGAGUUUGAAGUUGAUUGCGGUGCGACUACAAGUGUUCUGCCUGAAUAUGUGUAUAAGGAAAACUUCAGCAAGGUGCCAUUAGUAAAAAGCACGACGAGUUUUGUAUCAGCAUCAGGUGAAAAAAUCACACCUAUCGGGCAAAUGUGUUUAGUCGUCGAAGCAGAAAACGGAAUGAAAGGAAAGGUUAACGUGGUAGUUAUCUCCACGAUGGAGAGAGGCGUUCACGUUAUAUGCAAUAGAAAGCGAUAGCAUGGAAGAAAUCAAAGAAAAGCUCAAAAGAGUAAUAGCCUUGUCGCAUACCAACGAUGCAAUUGAAGGUUAUACGGCGAACUUAGUUCUAAAACCUACUGUUAGUCCAGUAUUUCAUAAGGCUUAUACUGUUCCAUAUGCGUUGAUAAAACCAGUUGAAGAAAAUUUAGAGAUGUUAGUGGAGAAAGGAAUAUUAAUUCCUUGCAGGAGCUCACAAUGGGCAAGCCCAGUGGUAGUAGUCAAAAAGAAGGAUGGUUCGGUGAGGUUGUGUUUAGACGGCAAAGCCACCAUCAAUAGAAUGUUGUGAACCAAUCAUUAUCCUCUACCGCGAAUUGAUGAUAUCUUAGCAAAAAUUGCGGGGUGGAAAUAUUUCUGUAAGUUAGAUCUGUCAGGAGCAUACUUACAAGUAAUGUUAUCGGAAGCAUCACAAGAGAUUUGUACGAUUAACACCCAUAAAGGAUUAUAUAGAUAUACAAGAAUGCCUUUUGGAAUCAGCUCAGCCCCCACAAUAUUCCAAUCGAUUAUCCAUCAGAUAUUACUAAAUACCGCAGGAAUCGCAUAUAUAGACGAUAUUCUAGUGGGAGGUAUAACUGAGAAAGCAUGUAAAGCAAAUCUUUAUGUUGUGUUAGAGAAGUUAAAUCAACAUAACGUUAAAUUGAACCUAGACAAAUCUGAAAUUCUUCGAAGUAAGAUAGAUUACCUAGGAUACACACUAUCUGCGGAAGGUAUACAACCUAAUCGUGAUAAGUUAGAAGCUAUAGAUAAAGUAUCUCCGCCUAAAAGCGUGCCAGAACUUGAAGCGUAUUUAGGAUUAUUGAAUUAUUACCAUCUUUUUUUGCCAAAUUUGUCUAGCAAACUACAUUCUUUAUACACAUUGUUACGAAAAGAAUCCAAAUUUAUAUGGAGCUCGGACUGUCAGGAGGCCUUCGAAGAAUCAAAAAAGUUGCUAAUGAGUAACCAAGUAUUAGAGCCAUACGAUCCGACAAAACCACUGUUAUUACCUGUAGAUGCAAGUCCUUAUGGAGUCAGGGCGGUGCUAUCGCACAAAAUAGGCAACGUAGAAAGACCAGUUGCGUUUGCUUCCGCAACACUGUCGGAAGCUCAGAAGAAUUACGCGCAAGUUCACAGAGAAGCUCUCACUGUAGUAUUCGGGGUAGAAAAAUUUCACAAAUACUUGUUCGGUUAUCGUUUCACCGUAAUUACGGAUAACAGUGGACUUAAGGAGAUCUUCAAUCCAUGCCGAGGGACGUCUUGUAUUGAAAUGGCUAGGUUACAACGAUGGGAGCUUAAGCUAGCGGACUAUGAAUAUGUAAUAGAACAUAGACCGGGAAAAUAUAUGGCUAAUGUAGAUGCCAUGUCUAGACUUCCACUAGCAGUCCAGCCAAAGAUAGAGAGCGUUAGCAUAGGAAUCAAUGCUAUAGAAGAGAGUAAAUUAAUGGGCUCAGUCGAUCAAAAAGUUAUUCUAUUAGAAAAGCAAAAAGAUAUCAUUUUACGUCAAAUCAUGGAAAACACACUGAAUGGGUGGCCAAGCAAGUCGGAUGAAACUAUGAAGUAUUACGAAAAAAUGCACGUGCAUUUCUGUUUAGAUAAUGGUAUUUUAUAUUUUGAUGAUAGGGUGGUGAUUCCAAAAAAAUUGAAAACUAGGAGAGGUAUGGACCAAGACAUCAAGGACUUGGUACAGACAUGCGUGAUAUGUCAAGCUAGACAGACUGUCCCUAAAGAGGUGGUUACAACAACUUGGAAACCUGUGUGCGAACCGUUUGAAAGAGUUCAUGUAGAUUUGUGUUACAUAGAAGGCCGUAUCUUGCUUAUUUUGGUAGACGCCUUUACCAAGUAUAUAGAUGUUAAAAUUGUUAAUAUGACACGAGCAACUGACAUAAUCGAACAAUUAGAAUCGUUUUUUGCGCACUUUGGGUUACCGAAGGAGGUUGUUUCAGACAACGGACCGCCAUUUAAUUCGGAAGUUUUUGUAAACUUUCUUAAGCAGCUAGGCGUAAAAGUAACUAAAACGCCUCCAUACCAUCCACAAUCAAAUGGAUUGGCGGAGAGGGCUGUGAGAACAGUAAAAGAGGUUCUACAAAAGUUUACUAUUGACGAUCACUUACGCUCCCUCUCUCUUGGUAGGAAGAUCAAUAGAUUUUUAUUGCAAUAUCGCAAUGAACCAUGCACGGUCACGCAAGUCACUCCAUCUUAUCUAAUAUUUAAAUAUGUUCCCACUACUAGAUAUAAAUCCAUAAAUCCGUUGAAAUCCAGUAUCCAUCACCAACCCACACCAAGAGCUAAUAAGUCACACCUCUUAAAUGCAGAAAAAACCUUACCGGUUAUUGAAUUCAAGCCAGGAGAAAAAGCAUUCUAUAGAAACCACUUUAAGGAGCUUAUGCGGUGGAUACCAGUUAUUGUGUAUCAGAAAUUAAGUGGAUUGCGUUAUUUAAUUGAUUUAGGAGGACGGAUUCAUAGAAGAGCAUAGCGCUUCGUUGUAAAUAAAAGAAUCAAGUUACUUAUGGAA